This is a messenger RNA of Scomber japonicus (chub mackerel), 1507 nucleotides long. Its product is annotated as H-2 class II histocompatibility antigen, A-K alpha chain-like. Gene Ontology annotation, biological process: positive regulation of T cell activation; immunoglobulin production involved in immunoglobulin-mediated immune response; immune response. The transcript has 4 exons. Gene Ontology annotation, cellular component: membrane; MHC class II protein complex. Bases 28 to 765 code for a protein of 245 amino acids. Gene Ontology annotation, molecular function: MHC class II protein complex binding. The record is from RefSeq and is a predicted model, not a curated record. Lineage: Eukaryota; Metazoa; Chordata; Actinopteri; Scombriformes; Scombridae.
CAGAGUGUUUCAGAGUCAGUCAGAGUGAUGAUGAAGACGAUGAUGAAGGUGAUGAAGAUGUUGGAGUUGCUCCUCAUCCUCUCCGGUGUCCUCUGUGUCCCUGCAGAAGAUCUACAUGAGGAUCUUCAUAUCUACGGAUGUUCAGACUCUGAUGGAGAGGACAUGUACACACUGGAGGGUGAAGAGUUGUGGUACACAGACUUCAAGAAGAACAGAGGAGUUUACCCUCUGCCUGACUUUUCAAAUAGUUUCAGGUACGAGGAAGGAACUUAUGAAAAUGCUGUGGCUAAUCAACAGGUCUGCAAAGAUAAUCUGAAGAAGGAUCGUAAUGCAAUGAAAGACAUCCCACUGGAAUCUGAUCCUCCUUCCAGUCCCAUCAUCUACAUCAGAGACCAGGUGGAGCUCGGAGUCCAGAACACACUGAUCUGUCAUGUGACCGGUUUCUAUCCUGCUCCUGUUAAAGUCUACUGGACCAAGAACGAAAAGAACGUGACCGAAGGAACCAGCAUCAAUGUUCCUUACCCCAACAAAGACGGUUCCUUCAGCCAGUCCUCCAGACUGGAGUUCACCCCACAGCAGGGAGACAUGUACAGCUGUUCAGUGUCACACCCAUCACUGAGCCAACCACUGACCAGGAUCUGGGGUGUGGAGGUGCAGCAGCCAGGUGUUGGACCUGCAGUGUUUUGUGGACUGGGUGUGACUAUCGGUCUGCUCGGUGUGGCAGCUGGAACCUUCUUCCUCAUCAAAGGAAACGAGUGCAGCUGAUUGGCUGUGGCUGAUGAUGUUAAUAAUUAAUGAGUAUAAACUAAUCAGUUAUUGGUAGAAGUUAAACAGCUUCUAUCACUGUAUGUGUGCAGUUUGAUAUUUUAAUCACUGAUUUCAUGCUUCAUUCAAUCACCUGGAAUAAUAUAUAUAAUAAAUACCUGUCAUCUGAUGUCUCUGUUCUUUUACUCUGAAAUUAUAAUGGAUUUAACUCUCUAACUCUGUUUAAACAGUGAUUUUAGCUUCUUUAACUCUCUAACUCUGUUUAAACAGUGAUUUUAUCUUCUUUAACUCUAACUCUGUUUAAACAGUGAUUUUAGCUUCUUUAACUCUAACUCUGUUUAAACAGUGAUUUUAGCUUCUUUAACUCUAACUCUGUUUAAACAGUGGUUUUAGCUUCUUUAACUCUAACUCUGUUUAAACAGUGAUUUUAGCUUCUUUAACUCUAACUCUGUUUAAACAGUGAUUUUAGCUUCUUUAACUCUAACUCUGUUUAAACAGUGAUUUUAGCUUCUUUAACUCUAACUCUGUUUAAACAGUGAUUUUAGCUUCUUUAACUCUAACUCUGUUUAAACAGUGAUUUUAGCUUCUUUAACUCUAACUCUGUUUAAACAGUGAUUUUAGCUUCUUUAACUCUAACUCUGUUUAAACAGUGGUUUUAUCUGCAGCUUGUUCAGUCAGGUUUGUGUGGAGGGAAAAUGUUUGUAUCACUUUAUAAUCUGAGAUAAAUAAAUAAAGAUGAUUU